Osmia lignaria (orchard mason bee) is the source of this 6829-nucleotide messenger RNA. RefSeq lists its product as uncharacterized. Gene Ontology annotation, biological process: microtubule cytoskeleton organization. Gene Ontology annotation, cellular component: microtubule cytoskeleton. The record is from RefSeq and is a predicted model, not a curated record. NCBI's taxonomy places the organism in Eukaryota, Metazoa, Arthropoda, Insecta, Hymenoptera, Megachilidae.
GCGCGUAGGAUCGUGUUGCGCUCCGUACCAACGCGUCACCACGAGUCAUUCCCGGUUGUCAACCAGCUGUUCGGUUUGACAGCCAAUCGCGUCUCGCGUUUCUUUACUCUGUCGACGCAAUUGAUCGAUUCUGUCUCGCGAAAGUUGCCACGAUUGUCGUCGAUGUCGAAGCUCGAUCGAUUCGCGUAGUGCGUGACUGGCGACCUCCCCUUCCGGGGCACGUGCUCGUCAAAGUCGAACUCUGUGCGCUUCCCGAAAGCGCAGUGCCGUUUAAUUAAUCAUCAAAGAUCGAACGAUAGAGAGAUCGGUGAAUAGGAAAACAAACGGUCUGUUGGCAAACAGGAGGAGACGGCACGCGAUCAGGUCGUGCGUUCGAUUUGGCAAGUGUGUCGAGUUCCCAGCUACUUCGGGACUUCUGUUAACGAAGCAAAGCCGCCUUUAAACGAAUUCAACGAGGCCACUCGUCCGCGCGGUCAAUUCGUGUUAGCCCGCGUGGACGAUACGCCGCGUUCCUCUCGCCUCCUCGCUCCAUAGAGUUGACUGACCGAGUGACUCACGAGAUCGCCAGAGUACUCGUCUCCGUCUCCUCUCGUCUCGACGAUCGAAGAUACGCGACGCGCGUACAAUGCGCUCCUUCUGUCGUCGCUCAACAACCGAAACAUUCAGAUAAGAGAAGGCCGAGUCCACGCAUCAGAAUCGCUAGCCAGACGAACGCGAACGUUCCGCGAUUAACGAUCGACAAAAGCGUUUGCGGUAAUUAGAAGCAGAUUAAUUGGACCGCGAAGCAGCGCGCGCGCCGGACGCGAUGAAAGAGAAGAGGAACACAGCGGUACGGUCGAUCGAAUAAGCACGCCGCUCGUGCUUUACCUCGCUUCGUAGAUUCUUCCUCUUGCCACGAAUUCCGCCUCGUUCCAGAGUAAAUAUUUACGAGGCGAAUCGUCGAUGAACUUCGAAAGCAGAACGUCUUACCUGUACGUGUACAAACGGUGAAUCAAGAAUUCGGAGCUGCUAUCCACGAGUACUGGCGCGUUAAAGCGGAUUUUACUUCGCUUCGCAAAUCCAACACGAACCAGGAAGAAUCUGAAAACGACUCAACUACACAUUUGGAUUUACCAGUCAGUUUAAAGCUCAAAGAGAUUGAGAGAUUAAAAAUCAAAGGGCACAGAGGGUGGUAACCGCUCGAUCAGUUGCUCGAGAGAGGAAACUCCGACGGUCAGCGUGUCGGGAAUCGGGUCGGAUGAUGCGCGGUCGCGCGACAACGCGAUUUUCGGCAAUCGUGGUGGUAGAAUGUUGACAGCCCGUUCUGGGCCUCUUGGGCUCGGUGUACCGCGAACCCUGGGGCCCGCGGAAGGGAGCGAUCACCUGUUCCUCUUGCCAGAGCGGGCACUGAUCAUGGACAGCACUCACCUGCGACAAGACCUGGCCGGUCUCGACUUCAACUUGCACUUGAAUCUGCUCCACACCGCGCCUCGUGGCAACGUCUGGCUAUGUGAGUACUUGACUGUAGAGAAAAGCUAUCCACGGUGGUCGGGUAAUCGCGCUGGAGCCGCUUCUGAGGAAACUAACCAAAGGUCCAGUUCUGCACACAAUCGCCACUCUCUCACGAAGGAGCAAACGAUGCAUUGGUUCGCCCAAAUCGGAGGUGACGACGCCUCUCCCGAUUCGUCAGAUGUGAAGCGCCGCCAAAGUAUCUACGACGAGGACUCCCUCGACGGCGACCAUCCUACCGAGAAUGAAGGACGCGAGUCGGCGGGAAGCGCGAAAGACGUGGACAGGGCGAAGCUCGUCCGUGAGAGACAGAACGAGGAACGACAACGGAAAUUGGAGGAGUUGAGACAGCAAGCCUUAGCCGCGCAACGCUUCCGGGAGCAACGGGAAGAGGAACGCAGACGUCGCAUCGACGAGCUCAGAUCGCGUGACAACGACAGACGAAACCAAGUGGAAGAAAGAAAACGGUUGAUAUGCGAGGCCGAAAGAGAAAGACGAGAGGCUAUCCUGCGAAAGAACCAGGAGAGAGAGGCGCGUAUAGAGAAGAGGAAGAAGAACGACAGGUCGCACAUCGUGUUCGCGUUCGGAAGUUCUACCCCGAGGAUGUUGGAGCCAGCUGAUACAGGUGGUUCCACUUUUUGGGGAACGCGUAGAGCAACGUCCACCACUAACGUGAUGAUGUUCUCAGCUGCUCAGCCGUUAACCAGGAGGUCCUCCGAAAGAGAGCUCGAUGGAAGCAAGAAACGAGCCACUUCCGCCGGUGGGCUUGACCGGAAACCUGGCGAAGAUAUGCGAAUGUCCUCGUCCAUGUACGAGGUGUUCAAUUGGAAUUCUAGCCCUGAUCCUCCCUUAACCCCUGCCAAACAUAAGAGAGCCAGCCUCUCUCUGCCUCCUACAACUGACAUCUUUGCCAUCGAUGAUAAGUCUGAUAGCGACACUAGGCGUCCGAUGAUUCAGCGGGCUGCCAGUGGUGAAGAGAGCGACGGAACGCCGGGAACACCUGGCUCGGUUUAUCUACGAGUGAACAGGAGACGCACCGAUCUGAUGCCAACGAUACCGUCGCCACGCGAUGGACCACCGACUUCCGGUCGCAGUUCGAGCGCAAAGGCCUUCACGCGUUCGCCAGGUAGGACUUACUCCAUGUCCAGGCUGGACCAACUGGCGCAGCCUAGGAAACGUCCGACAGAACUUAGCACACUGACGGAACAGCAAAGCCAGCCUCUGAGCGCUUCUAGCAUGAGUCGCAGCAUGUCUCAUUUAGCUGCGUCCGGGGCCAAGAGCCUCAAACGCUCAGAUAACUCUCGUAGCAUGGGUACAUUGCCGGGGGCGGUUCCAAUGCCGAGACCAACCAGGGCCGAGAGACUACGUCGCAAAGCCCGCGAGCAUCAGAACCAACAGCAGCAAGGCAUCCGCAGCGGGGAGGUGACACCGAACAGCCCAUCUCGGCCUCACAGCUCCAUGAGUCAGCAAAGCGCCAGCAGUGUGGGCAGCAGUAACGUCAAUCUGCGUCCUCGCACAGCUGCCCCGCGUCGACCGCGACCUGCUUCUAUUGCCGGUACCGGUGUUUCGAUCACAGAACGACACAAUUUGUUGAGCGACACAAAGUUGACGAAGGAUUCGAAGCCGCCACUGCCAAAGGUCCACAGCACUCCAAAGAAACCUUCUACACCAAAAGCGACAGAGGUGAGGAGACCGACGGAGAAGUUAGUGAAGAACGCAAAGGCGUCCCCGCGGAUAACGCCGAAAGCGACCCCGUUACAGAGCCCGGGCGCCGAGAAUGUUCCUCUUAUUCGCGAAUGCGCCGGCGAGAUAAUCAAGAACGAAGGCAAAAAGGAUGUCAAGUUGGAGGACAAGCAAGAAGAAAAGAAAGAUCAAGGCACCGAGAAGACGCAACAGGAAAUAAGCGAACACGGUAGGGAAGAAGUGAAGAAGCAAGUCAUUAUCGAGCAGCCAGUUUCCAAACAGGCAAAGGACGAGACUAACUUGAAUCAGGAUAGCCAAGAAACACCUAAAGUCACUAAGAAAGAGGAUACGAAGAACGAGAAGAAAGAAGCGGAAACAAAAUCAGAAAGUAACACGGAAGAACAAGUCGACAUGUCAGCUUCGAUGAUCGCGAAGAUCCGAAUUACCACGGAAGAAGAAGCUAAAGCAGCCAUAGCGGAACGCAGAAGACUGGCUAGAGAACAGGCUGAAAGGGAAGCGGAACUCGAACGCCAACGACAGGAAGAAGAGGCGCGUUUAGAGGCCGAGAGAUUGCGUGCCGAAGAAGAAGAACAGCGACGUUUGGAAGAAGAAACGCUGCGUUUGGCCAACGAGGCACGAGAAGCUGAAGAACAGAGACUGAGAUUGGCGAUCGAAGAAGCGAAACGUCGCGAAGAAGAGGAUAGGAGAAGAAGAGAGGAAGAGGCUCGUCAGAAACAAGAGAAAGAAGAGGCUGAUCGAAAGGCAAGAGAAGAAGAAGAAAGACAGCGGAUCGAAAUGGCGGAGCGGCUUAAGAGGGAAGAAGAAGAGCGAAUCGCUAGACGUAAACGCGUCGAGGCAAUAAUGAUUAGAACUCGAGGGAAGAAUCAGAGCAAUACACCUACCAAGGGAGAAGGUGGUGAUGGCGAUAAACUGAAAGAAGACAGUCCUAACGAUGAAAAUAAAACGGCACCGGGUAGCAAAGGUGAAGAUGUUAUGACGGCCAGUCUGAUAUCCGAGGCGACCCAGCAAUUUAUUAGCGGUGAACAACGGGCUCAUCAUACUGAGAACAAUACUACUACGGACAUUGUGCAUAAUGGCACACAUAGUAACGGCAUUAAUGAAAAUAAAAUUGUAUUGGAUAAUAAUCAGGGUAAUGUGGAAGAACUGAACGGUCAUCAUACGAAUCACGGAAACGGUAUCAACAGUCAAUCGAUUACACUGGACAAUGCCACCGUCAAACAAAACAACGUGACCAACAACCUGUUAGACCUAACGGAAUUCGACUCUCUCAGUAAUAGCAGUAGUGGUCCAAUACUUCAACUGACAUCAAAUAUGGAGAACGAAGACACUCUCAACUCGAACCUAAAUCCAGCAGCAAUACCUUUCACCCCAAUGGCGAACACGUACAUGCCUACUGCUGCUAAUGCCAAUGUAAAUCCGUUCCAGGAUUCUUUUAUCAACAACAAACCACAAGAUAAUAGUCAAGUACCAGAUCUUUUAUCAUAAUCCGCGUGUUAAACAAUUCUGGUGAAAGGAAGAAGAACGAUCGGAAGUUGAGAAUACCGUUGUUGCUUUGCAACGAGCAAUAGGGGUACAUAAUAAAUGACGUCAUUGAUGAGAUAAUGUAAAUAAGCGCUAUAUCGAUGUGUAGAAAAUGAAAGGAAACGAAAAAAGUGGAGAUCUAUGAGUAGAGAAUGGGGGUACUACGUCAAACAAACAAACAGACAAAAAAAAAAUAAGAAAACGAAAAAGAUUACCUUUUCCUUGAACGUUGUCACGAGAAAUGUAAAAUAAUAUAUAAUGUUAAUUAAUAAUAUUACGAAACCAGCAGAUAGGCAACUCAGUCCGUUAUAGUAUGCUAUUUAGAUAAUAUAAAUCGAAUCUUUUUAGAGGACCUUUGAAGGGAAUUAGACCUAACGUAUUGAUUUGAAAGUAUAAUACGCGGAUAUAUACAUAUUUUAUUGUAUCAAAUUUUAUUCAAUUAAUUUUACACGUUCUUUUGUUUCCCUGCCUGUACUGUUAAACAGUUUAUGUUCAGAAAUUUGACUAUGUCGAAUUCGACAGGGAAAAAGAAAUUGAUAUAUUCGCAGUUUUAUAUAACGUGUCGUGAACGAGUGUGUAAAACGGCUUGACGCAAAUAUAGCACAAGAUUAUGCAUUGGUUGAAAAUUUCUUACAGAACUACAUGUAUCUGCCAAAAUGACGUAGGAGGUAAGCUCCAAUGAUUGUUCUUAUAUAAGAGAUAGUAUAAUAUUACCUUAUAGAAUUCGAGUAUAGAAAAAUGAAUCUAUGUAUAAUCAUAUCUAGUAAGAUCGUUUGCAGAUAUGAUGUAAAAAACGAAAAAAGAAAAAAAAGAAACACAUUUCUUCCAUAAUACAUUUUGGGGCGUGCGCUCACUAGUCAAGCAAUUUUACUGUUUUUCUUUUUUUGUAAUAUUCUCUUUUUUCCUUUUGUUUCUUUCUUUUUUUUUUUUUAUAGAAAACUCACCUAAUAUUGGUACUCUAGGUAUCCACUAGAUUUCAUUACCGUUAUAUUUUCGCGGAUCUAACAUAAAUUUUCUAGCUGUGAUGAUGAAGACGUUGACGAAGACGGUGAUUUGCUUUGUGAAAUAGCCACUGCAUACGUUUACGGAAUAUAAGAGAACGAUAGCUACCCGUUACUUUAUUUUUUAAAUAAUCUUUUGCUAGCCGUGAUAGAUGAUGGUGAAAGUGUAGUCUACACGUUUCAAUCCGCUACAGUUAGCGUAAUAAUAAUGGAGGAUCUAGCGAAGUGGUCAGUCUCGGCAGAGAUAUUUUAUGAGAAAUCGAAUGGGCAAAAUUAGAUGGUCACGUUGCGUUAUCCAGUGGUGGCUAUUCAUUAUAGUGGUAUCAUAUUAGUAUACAGAUUAGGAAACGAUUAUUCUAAAGCCUGAUGUUAUUGAGCAAACAAAACAUUGUAAUUGGGUGUCUAUGACAUGAGUUAUUUGUUACUGUUGUGGCAUACUAUUGUAAAAUGGAUAAUCAUUAGCAUGCUUUGUGUUCAAAACACCUGCACGAGCGUUGAUGCGUGACACAAUUGACUCGUAUGGUCUAUCGUACGAAAGAUAAUAGAGUGAUCCGAUUAUCCCGUAAGUCUUCAAAAUAGCAGAAAUAAAAAAGGAAUCAUCCAUGUGUCUGAAUGGAUAUAUCAUUAAUCGGUAGGGAUAUUUUACACUUGUUUGUUUCUCUUUUAAUCUUCUUUUUGUUGCGUUUCGUGCUACACGGGAUAUUGCGAAUUCCCCCGACUGUUAUCUGCAUAUAUACGAAAAAGAAAAGAAUUUUUAUGCUGCACGCUUGCUGUCGGUUUCCUUUUACCCGUAUACAUUCAUUUUAAAUCUAAGGUCUUCGAGCACACGUGUACGUAUAUGCCGCAAAAAGUUUUCCUUUGCUCCUUUUAUAUCGAAAAACCGAUUUCGAACGACUAAUAUUUUAACGAUGAACGAACAUGUAUUUUUAUCGAACACUGUAGCACAUACUGCUGUACAGAAGCAUACGAUCCUAAGACAUCUUUAAUUGCCUAAUAAAGCUUCUUCGAGCGCGUAGUAUACGAUACCGUGUAAAAGGGAAUAUCAAAUGAAUAUUAACGCAAUUAUAACUCGACACAUCACGAGGAUUAUAUUAUUUUUAAUUAAUAAAGAAAAA